AUGAACAGGAAGGUGGUGGAGUACAAGAUCAUAGACUCGAAGAAGGACAUUGCCAAGAUCUAUGAUACUAAGGAAAGGCCGAAGAGAAUUAGAAUGAUACUCUCUGAAUGGCAAAGCAUGAUGCUUGAGCAAGCCUUCCGAAUGAAUCCGUAUCCUGGUAGGGCUGAGAAAUACAACAUGUUUAUGAAGACAAGGAUUCCGAUGAAAAACAUAAACAUCUGGUUCCAGAACAGGCGUGCGAAGGAAAGGUCGCUAUAUGAAGAGGGUCUGCUGAACAUUGAUCACCCAGUACCUGUGUGGAGCGAGAUAGAGAUCGCAAGUCAGCAGAUUUGUGAAGACUUACACAAGUACUACAGAUACUAA
This is a messenger RNA of Ordospora colligata OC4, 363 nucleotides long. RefSeq names its product homeodomain-containing protein. The transcript has a single exon. The record is from RefSeq and is a predicted model, not a curated record. Gene Ontology annotation, cellular component: nucleus. Gene Ontology annotation, biological process: regulation of DNA-templated transcription. The coding region runs from base 1 to 363 and encodes 120 amino acids. Gene Ontology annotation, molecular function: transcription cis-regulatory region binding. NCBI's taxonomy places the organism in Eukaryota, Fungi, Microsporidia, Ordosporidae.